CCGCCUCCCCUCCGCGUCUUCUCCGCCGCCUCCCCUCCGCGUGUCCUCCGCCUCUCCUUCGUCAGCCCCCACCCGCCCAGGCCGAGACGCCCGGCGGGCAGGAAGCGGCCCCUCCCCGCUAGCCAGAGGCCGGCUGCCUGCCUCUGCUCUGCAGCUCCCUCCCUGGGAGCCUUAGAGGCCUCCAUGGCUUCACCCACCGCCACCAACCCAGCUCACGCCCACUUCGAGAGCUUCCUGCAGGCCCAGCUGUGCCAGGACGUGCUGAGCAGCUUCCAGGGGCUAUGCGAGGCCCUAGGGCUAGAGCCUGGUGGGGGGCUACCCCAGUACCACAAGAUCAAGGCCCAGCUCAACUACUGGAGUGCCAAGUCGCUCUGGGCCAAGCUGGACAAGCGAGCAGGCCAGCCUGUCUACCAGCAGGGCCGGGCCUGCGCCCACACCAAGUGCCUGGUGGUGGGUGCUGGACCUUGUGGGCUGCGGGCUGCUGUGGAGCUGGCCCUGCUGGGGGCGCGUGUGGUGCUGGUGGAGAAGCGCACCAAGUUCUCUCGCCACAACGUGCUGCACCUCUGGCCCUUCACCAUCCACGACCUCAGGGCCCUCGGCGCCAAGAAGUUCUAUGGGCGCUUCUGCACAGGCACCCUGGACCACAUCAGCAUCCGGCAGCUUCAGCUGCUUUUGUUGAAAGUGGCAUUACUGCUCGGGGUAGAAGUUCACUGGGGUGUCACUUUCACCGGCCUCCAGCCCCCUCCCAAAAAGGGGAGUGGCUGGCGUGCCCAGCUCCAGCCCAGCUGCCCAGCCCAACUGGCCAACUAUGAAUUCGAUGUUCUCAUCUCUGCUGCCGGAGGUAAAUUCGUCCCUGAAGGCUUCACAGUGCGAGAAAUGCGUGGCAAGCUGGCCAUUGGCAUCACGGUCAACUUUGUGAAUGGCCGCACAGUGGAAGAGACGCAAGUGCCCGAGAUCAGUGGCGUGGCCAGGAUCUACAACCAGAGCUUCUUCCAGAGUCUGCUCAAAGCCACAGGCAUUGAUCUGGAGAACAUUGUGUACUACAAGGAUGAUACCCACUACUUUGUGAUGACAGCCAAGAAGCAGUGCCUGCUGCGGCUGGGGGUGCUGCGUCAGGACUGGCCGGAGACCGACCGGCUGUUGGGCAGCGCCAAUGUGGUGCCCGAGGCUCUGCAGCGCUUUGUCCGGGCAGCUGCUGACUUCGCCACCCAUGGCAAGCUGGGGAAGCUGGAGUUUGCCCGGGACGCCCACGGGCGGCCUGACAUCUCUGCCUUUGACUUCACAAGCAUGAUGCGGGCCGAGAGCUCUGCUCGAGUGCAGGAGAAGCAUGGCGCCCGCCUGCUGCUGGGGCUGGUGGGGGACUGCCUGGUGGAGCCCUUUUGGCCCCUGGGCACUGGCGUGGCUCGGGGCUUCUUGGCAGCCUUUGAUGCCGCCUGGAUGGUGAAGCGGUGGGCUGAGGGUGCUGGGCCCCUAGAAGUGUUGGCAGAGCGGGAGAGCUUGUACCAGCUCCUCUCACAGACCUCCCCAGAAAACAUGCACCGCAACGUGGCGCAGUAUGGGCUGGACCCCACCACCCGCUACCCCACCCUGAACCUCCGGGCUGUGACUCCCAAUCAGGUACAAGACCUGUAUGACGUGGUGGCCAAGGAGCCUGUGAGGAGGAACAGUGACAAGAUAGACGGAGGAAAGCCAGCCACAGGGGCGGCAGGCACCCAGGAGGAAUUGCUGCGCUGGUGCCAGGAGCAGACGGCCGGGUACCCAGGCGUCCAUGUCACCGACCUGUCCUCCUCCUGGGCUGACGGGCGGGCUCUGUGCGCCCUGGUGCACCGGCUGCGGCCCGGCCUACUGGAACCCUCAGAGCUGCAAGGGCUGGGGGCUCUGGAAGCGACUGCUUGGGCGAUAAAGAUGGCAGAGCAUGAGCUGGGCAUCACGCCCGUGCUGUCCGCAAAGGUAGUGGUGGCAGGGAGUGACCCACUGGGCCUCAUCGCAUACCUCAGCCACUUCCACAGCAUCUUCAAGAAUGUGCCCCCCAACCCGGGUGGCCUGGAGGGCCCUACCAGCCAAGGCUUUCCAGGGACCUCCAGUGCUGUGCUGUUCCUUGGAAAACUGCAGAGGACCCUGCAACGGACCCGGGCCCAGGAAAAUGGGGAGGAUACCGGUGGCAAGAAGCCACGCCUGGAGGUAGAAGCUAACAGCCCCAGUGUUGAGGAGCCACCUGCCCCAGAUUGUGGCGUACCCCCGACACCCCCAUCCCAAAACCAGGAGCUGACCUGGACUCCAGCUGACCCUGUGGUCUGGGGGCCGGUGCAGGCUGGUGCCGGGGACCUGUGUGCACUCUGUGGGGAACACCUCUAUAUCCUGGAACGCCUCUGUGCCGAAGGCCGUUUCUUUCAUCGGAACUGCUUCCGCUGCCACACCUGUGAGGCCAUGCUGUGGCAGGGUGGCUAUGGGCAGCACCCAGAAGAUGGACAUUUCUACUGCCUCCAGCACCUGCCCCAGACAGGCCACAAAGAAGAUGGCACUGACCCAGGCCCCGAGAGUCAGGACCUCCCCACACUGGCUGAAAAUAGCGUGCCAUCGGGGCCCUCAACUUCUGUCAUCCCCCAGGAGGCGACCAGUCCUGUCCCAGACCCCAGCCAGCCUACCCGUCGGCUGAUCCGCCUCUCCAGCCCAGAACGCCAGCAGCUGUCCUCCCUUAAUCUUACCCCUGAACCAGAACUGGAGCCUCCACCCAAGCCUCCCCGCAGCUGCGCGGCCUUGGCCCGCCAGGCCCUGGAGGGCAGCUUUGUGGGUUGGGGAGUGCCAGGCCAGAGCCCCCAAGUGGGUGUGCCCAUGGAGGAGGAGGAGGAACAGAGUCCCUCUUCCAGUGACGAGGAAAAGGAGGCAGAGGAAACGGUGGCUUUGGACUCAGACACGGAGCAGGCUCUGCUGACCUUGGCCAAGAACUCAGGCACCAUGAGCAAGUACCCAACAUGGCGUCGGACUCUGAUGCGCAGGGCUAGGGAGGAGGAGAUGAAGCGGUUCUGCAAGGCCCAGGCUGUCCAGCGGCGACUAAAUGAAAUCGAGACUGCUCUGGGGGAGCUGGAGGCUGAGGGCACGAAGGUGGAGCUGGCCCUGAGAAGCCAAAGCGCAUCGCUAGAACAGCAAAAGUCGCCGUGGCUGGAACAGUGGCUGCAGCUUGUUCAGAAGAAGAACAACCUACUGGCGGAGGAGGCCGAGCUCAUGCUCACGGUCAAAGAGCUGAACCUGCAGGAGCAGCAGCUGCAGCUGGACCAGGAGCUGCGAGGCUACAUGAACCAGGAAGGAACCCUAAAGACCCCUGCCGAUCGGCAGGCAGAGGACCAGCUUCUGAAGAAGCUGGUGGAUGUGGUGAACCAGCGAGAUGAACUUAUCCGCUUCCAGGAGGAACGCAGGCUCAGUGAGCUGCCCUCGAAGCCGGGCGCCCAGGGCUAAAAGAGGGCAGGCUGCCUGCCCUCUUCCCUACAAGGAAGACCACCUCACCCCAGGACUGUACCACCCUGCUCAGCUGGGCUGCCCGGGAGGGGGCCUCACUGUUUACAAUAAAAAUGUUUCUGCCACA
Molecule: messenger RNA, 3580 nt
Organism: Ailuropoda melanoleuca (giant panda)
Lineage: Eukaryota; Metazoa; Chordata; Mammalia; Carnivora; Ursidae
Gene: MICAL1
Product: microtubule associated monooxygenase, calponin and LIM domain containing 1
Exons: 25
Coding region: 184-3453 (1089 amino acids)
Molecular function (GO): FAD binding; protein binding
Source: RefSeq, a predicted model, not a curated record